Messenger RNA from Aureobasidium vineae, 4248 nucleotides. Lineage: Eukaryota; Fungi; Ascomycota; Dothideomycetes; Dothideales; Saccotheciaceae. The record is from the annotation of a GenBank genome assembly.
AUGGAAUCCCGCGCGUCCAGCGCCAUGGAUGAUGCAGGUUCUCGCUCUCCUGUUCAGCCAUCUGGCAACAGCACCAUCAAAGCCGAGAACAUAACAGAUGACACUCCGCAUGAAAUCAUGAGUACCUCGCAGACUCCAGCUCCUGCCAUUACUGAUCAGCCCACUGAGUCAAAUUCACGACAAUCAUCAUCGCGUCCAUCAGACCUGGCAUCAACACAGAAUCUUUCAGAUGUUGCGAUGGGCGACGCGAUGCCAUAUGGAACACGCUCACGCAACCGCCCUCGACCAAAUUAUGCAGAGGAUCAAGAUAUGGAUUUCGAAGUCNCCCCGCCACCAGCCAAGCCUGCAUCUGCCAAAAACGCCACGGUCGGUGAUUCAAAGCGGAAUCAACUAGUUGCGACGGAGACUAAGAAGGCCACUGCUGAUCCUUCAUUUGUUCGAGUCAAUGGUGCAGACCAAGACGAGAGGUCGCCAUCUGCUUCUGGCAAAGAGACAAUUCCUGGAACUUCCACUUUUUCGUCUGCCCCUCCCAAGAAGCGCAAGGCAGCCGGUGCCGCCAAUACUGCCAUCGUUGCAUCAGGAUCUGGUAACACCACUGCAAAUGCGGCUGCGCAACCCACUACAAAGCGACCGGCAUCUUCCACUCCGUUGGCAAACAUGUCUCGUGGGUCUAACAUGAUGACUUUUGAAAAGUCAAAGGGAGUUCUGAAGAAAGGCGGACUUGUUGCAGACGAUGGCACGGUAUUAUACGUCGAUGGUAAGAAUGUUUUGUUAUCUCUGCUUUUACGUUUCUUACGACUAAUGAAAACCUCUANNGAUCAUGUAUAUCUCGUCUGCGAACCACCUGGUGACCCUUAUUACCUCUGCAGGAUCAUGGAAUUUCUACACACCAAUUCUGACGAUCCGAAAUCUCCCGUAGAUUCGAUCCGGGUGAAUUGGUUCUACCGUCCGCGCGACGUACAGCGACUCAACAACGACAGCCGUCUUGUAUACGGUACCAUGCACUCUGACGUUUGCCCCCUCACGUCUCUCCGUGGAAAGUGUCAGAUUCUCCAUCGGUCAGAGAUUGACAACCUUGACGAGUACCGCAAAGGCACGAAUUGUUUUUGGUUCAGUCAGAUUUUUGAUCGCUUCAUCCGCCGAUUUUACGAGGUGAUUCCGACUUCCCAAAUCAUUAAUGUUCCGGAUAAGGUCAAACGAGCCUUAGAUGAGAGAUGGAAGUUCAUCGCUGUCGAGACCAACAGAGUCAAAGAGCUCACAGCGGCAGUCAAGCUUUGUAAGCGUUGCACCCAAUACUGUGCAAGGUACGAACAUCAAAUGCAACAACCAAAAACAUUACUAACCUUGCUCUCANGCAAUGAUUCGGUCGACUGCGCAAUUUGCGGUAACUGUUACCACAUGAACUGCGUCCGACCACCAUUGCCCAAAAAGCCCACACGUGGUUUUGCUUGGGCGUGUGGUCCUUGUGGUCGUGCUGCAGAAAGGAAGCUUGAGGCGCGUAACACUCCUCUCGGUGGCAUUGAUGAAGAGGAAGAAGUCAUUGAAGAAGAGGAAGAAGAUCCUGCACUGACAGCAAGCACGCGAGCACCAAGCCCCAGUGGUCCCGAUGUCGCUACUGAUCAGCACCCUGGUACUCAAGCUGAAAUUGCCAUGGCCAAGAUGUGGCCUUUCCGGUACCUGGGUAUCCACUGCAGAGUUGAGGAUGCACUGCAGUACGACGACCGUGCUAUUUACCCCAGAGCUAGCUCGCGCCUAGGACCACGUCACCAGGCGAAUGUCAAUGUGUGGCAUGGUAGGCCAGUCGAACUUGUCAAACCGGCUGAUAUCAAGAAGCGUUUCGUCAAGGGUGGUGGCCAAAAGAAGGACACAAAACUUACCAAAGAGACUCUGGCCGCAAUUGAGGCGGAUCGGAAAGAACGAGAAAAGCGUCCGAAAUGGGUUCAAGACGAGCCUCCAGGUUAUGUCCAUCGAGGAGAGGAUUACGACAACGACGACCCGAGGAAUACGGCUCGACUCAUGUUCAAGAUGCCGGAAGAAGACGACGAACAUGCUUCAGCCUCGAACGAGAAUUUCAUCGACAAAUUCAUGGACCGCGCCAAAGCUACUGCGAAGUCGCUCAAGUUGCAUACUUGGAGCUCCAAUCUUCAAGAUAAAGCGCUUGAGCUCUUGAUUCAGCAUAAAUACAACGCAGACAAGGCAAUCGAACAAUUGUCCAAGGUCGAUAAAGUCAAGGAUCUCAAAGAACCUCUACUUACGCCAGAUGAGUUGAAGAGAUUCGAAGAUGGCGUGCAGAAGUAUGGUUCAGAGCACCGAUUGGUCCGGCUACAUAUGAAGACUCACCACCCUACAUCUACGAUUGUUCGCUUUUACUAUCUUUGGAAGAAAACACCACGCGGUCGACAGAUAUGGGACAACUACGGAGGUCGCAAGGGAAGGAAACGCCAGAACAUGGAUCCUGCUGGUAAGCUCCAAGCUGAGGUCGCCGAUGACUUGGAUGACUCUGCCUUCGACACCGACAAAGCACGAACCCAGAAGAGAGGAUUCCAGUGUAAGCAUUGUUCCGCGCGACAUUCUCGACAGUGGCGUAGAGCCCCUGGUGUUACUCCUGGCCAGACUGUGCCUUCGGGUGAAGGUAAAGCUAGCAAAGACAAGGGCAAUCGUUUGCUUUUGGCACUGUGCGGAAGAUGCGCUGGACUCUGGAGACGAUACGCGAUCGUAUGGGAAGAUAUCGACGAAGUCACUAAGAAGGCUGUCCAGGCCGGUGGACGCGCCUGGAAGCGCAAGUUCGACGAAGAGGUUGUGCGCGAGAUCCUGGCUUCAAACGAAGCUGCACCGGAAGAUCCGACCAUCGUCCUUCAAUCAGUUGAAGGAGCGGAGCCGCCGAAAAAGAAGACCAAGCUUGCACCUGAGGGUACUGAGAAGAAGAAGGCACCCAAGCUUCCGACACCCCCUCCGCCACCGAUCGUGCCCGACCAACCUAGAUGGAGAGAACUGCCGUGUUUCGUCUGCAAUGUUCUCGAUUCUGCAGGCGAACGUCCUAUUGUGUGCUCGCACUGCAAGCUCAGUGUGCACAAGAGGUGUUAUGGUCUCUCAACCCAAAGUGUGCCAACAAAGUGGGUCUGCGACCAGUGCACCAACGAUAGGACGCCAGCAGUGUCCACUGAGUACAUGUGCACACUCUGCCCGAUCGAAGAGACGACCUACGAGAUGCUCGAGACGCCCAGAGUUACCCACAAGAAGAAGUCAGACCGAGAGCGCGAAAAGGAGAGACUCGAGAAGGAGCUCAUGGACAGUGUGCAGCUAGAGUACAACAAGAAGCAAGCCUCUCUCAACCGGCCCAGCAACCCUAGAGAGCCACUCAAGCGCACUGACGGUAACAACUGGGUCCACGUCCAAUGUGCUAUAUGGACGCCCGAGAUCAAGUUCAGCGAGGCCAGCCUUCUGGAAAGAGCUGAAGGAUUCAGUGCCAUUCCUUUGGAACGGUAUGAGGCAACAUGCAAGGUCUGCAAGAAGAACAACCAUGGCGCCUGUGUCUCUUGUCUUCAAUGUCGUGCCAACUUCCAUGUUGGCUGUGCGAUACAGGCCGGAUACACAUUGGGUUUUGAUGUGACACCAGUCAAGGGCUCGCGCAAAGACCAAGUCAUCACAGCAACCAUUGGCGGCGAAAGCGGAUCCCUUACAGCCGCGAUCUGGUGUAAGGAACAUGCUAUCAAGACUCCGGUGCACCCGAUCAGCGAGGUUGCGGACGACAAAAGCCAAAAUGCUUUACAAGUGUUUGUUGAGAACUACAAACAGGCUGACCCAACUCUCACUGGAACUGCCCGGAAAGCCAAUUUGCUCAGUCAAUCAACGAAACUAGCUUCACAGGCUGUUCCUGCUAACGCAGCAGCUAACCGUCGCAUUUCUACAGCAAGCAUUAUGGCGCGAUCGGCACGCAACUCACCAGCAGGAGCUUCCAGGACUGAUGAAAUGGAUGGCGUGAGCUCUGCUGAAGAUGAGCCUACAAAGACGUGUAUCAAGUGCCAUACCGAUAUCAGUCCCAGAUGGUGGACUGCUGAAGAGACGUUGAAAAGAGUCCAAGCCCAGACGCCAGUCACAACACGCAGUGAGGAUAAUCUCAAGGGCUACAGAUGCAACAAGUGUCACUUCAAGCGAGUUAAUGCUCCGCAAGAACCAUCACCGUCGCCUUNNCCUCAACUCGAAAAAGAGUCUCUUUGUCACCCCCGAAGCAGUUUCCCCUCCAGAUAG